Molecule: messenger RNA, 4974 nt
Organism: Carassius auratus (goldfish)
Lineage: Eukaryota; Metazoa; Chordata; Actinopteri; Cypriniformes; Cyprinidae
Gene: rbp3
Product: retinol binding protein 3
Exons: 5
Coding region: 1251-4874 (1207 amino acids)
Biological process (GO): proteolysis
Molecular function (GO): retinol binding; serine-type peptidase activity
Source: RefSeq, a predicted model, not a curated record
CUUUGGUUCAUGUGUAUUGCAUCCAAGCAUUUGAAAAAAAAGUGUUAUUCAUGCGACAUGCUAACCUGUUUAUUAUCUACAGCUUAAAAUAUUUCCUCAUAUCAGAUGCACUGGACAAAAAGAGAUUUGCAAUCCGUGAUUGGCCACAUGGAAUCAGCAGAUAGAAUUGCAUAAGACUCUGAGCAUUAAAAGAUAAAGCAAGAUUAACAGUGCAGCACCAAUUAGUGUUGAAUGAGUUUGGAGUUAUAUAAUUUCAUCCUGUAAAAGUGGCCAGGGCCUCUAAAUUCACGCUAAUGCUCUGAUAUUUAUGCAAAUGCUAGAAAAGAAUGGAGGGAGAAAAUCUCUAAGCAGAUUUUUUUAUGAACAAUGACUGUUCUGGCUUUGAAUAACACACAGUUUUUGCGAAAGAGCGAAUAAAUGAUCUUAUUUCAGAAGAAAAUUGUAAUGCAUUGAAUAUUAUACAGUCAAAUCCAAAUAAAGUUACUGCACCAAAUUGUCAAGGUAUGAAAUCUGUUACGGUUUCAUGUAAUGAGGUCAGCCAAGUGCAUCUUAAGUGUUCAUUAAAUGGACAACUGUUUACCUGUGAAAUAAUGGCAUUAGCCUGACCCAGACUUUGAAAGCUUGACCUUAUUUUACUCAUGCUGUGACGACAGGGCUGCGAGGACCAUAAUCCAAAGGGAAUGUAGACUUUUUAUUGCUUAAAAUGUUUUCAGCAAAACUAAAGUGGUCAAAAACAUUGAGACUAAAUAAACUAGUUAAUGGUGGAACAAAGGCUAAACUUUGCAAUCAAUAUACAGUACUUAAGCAUUUUGUCUAAUGAUGCAAUUUCCUUACAAACCCAAACAUUACAAUUUGAUCAUCAUGUAUCAUCUGUCAUCACCCUCGUGUCAUUACAAACCUGUAUGAAACACAAAUUUUAAACUCUUUUUCUCCAUACAGUUAACAUCAAUGGGGUCCAAAACAAUGGAACCUAUUGACUUUCAUUGUGUGGGCACAAAAAAGUCAUACGUGAGAUUUGGGUGUGAACCUACCCCUUAAAUUCAUGAUGAAGCUGCGUAUUUACAGAGAUUUGAUAUCCUCUCCGACAAUUAUUGAUUUUUAUCUGUGAUUGCAUUGCUGAUGCACUUCAGAUAAUGCGAUUAAAGGUUUAUUCAGAGCAAAAGCCUCUUAUGUGGUUGCUGUUGUCAAAAACCUAGUAGAGAAAACAGAGUCCCAUUUAACAACGGACCUCUUCACCAAAUGAAUGGAAAAUGAUGGCAGGGACUGUAAGAGUUUUUGCCUUGAUCAUAGUUGUGUGUCAGGUCCGGCUCAUCGAUGCAUCGUUUCAGCCUGCACUUGUCAUGGACAUGGCUAAAAUUCUGCUUGAAAACUACUGCUUCCCAGAGAAUCUAGUUGGAAUGCAGGAGGCAAUCCAACAAGCCAUAAGCAGCGGAGAGAUCCUGCACAUCUCUGACCGGAAAACACUGGCAGCUGUACUAACUGCCGGCGUUCAAGGUGCACUCAAUGACCCCAGACUGACCGUGUCUUACGAGCCUAAUUAUAUUCCGAUCACGCCACCUGCACUUCAGUCGCUGCCCAUGGAUCAACUGAUGCGGCUAAUCAGGAAUACAGUUAAACUAGAGGUGAUGGAUAACAACAUCGGUUAUCUGAGGAUUGACCGUAUUAUAGGUCAGGAGACUGCGGCCAAAUUGGGACGCCUCCCUCAUGACAACAUCUGGAUGAAGGUUGCCCAUACAUCAGCGAUGAUCUUUGAUUUGCGUUUUAGCACAGCAGGAGAGAUCUCAGGUGUGCCAUACAUAGUUUCAUAUUUUUCUGACUCUGAACCACUUUUGCACAUAGACACAAUCUAUGAACGACCCCCCAACACUACAAAGGAGCUAUGGACACUUCCGAAUCUCCUGGGUGAACGAUACGGGAAGAGAAAAGAGCUGAUCGUUUUAAUCAGCAAGCGCACCACGGGAGCAGCAGAAGCUGUUGCCUACAUCUUAAAACACCUAAGAAGAGCCAUCAUUGUUGGAGAAAAGUCGGCCGGUGGGUCGGUUAAGGUUGAAAAGUUAAGGGUUGGGGAUUCUGGGUUUUAUAUAACGGUCCCGGUUGCUAGAUCUGUGAACCCCGUCACAGGACAGAGUUGGGAAGUGACCGGGGUGUCACCAUCCGUUACCGUCAACCCAAAGGAAGGAAUCGCCAAAGCCAAAUCCCUCAUCGCUGUCAGGAAAUCAAUACUGAAAGCAGUUAGAAGAGUGUCAGAUAUCAUUAAACGAUUUUAUGCAUUUAGAGAUAAAAUCCCAGCUUUGCUAAACCAUCUUGCUAAAACAGAUUUUUUCCCAGUGAUUUCUGAAGGGGAUCUGGCGGCAAGACUUAAUUAUGAGCUGCAGUCUGUCUUUGAAGACCCUCGAUUAAAUAUCAAGACUUUGCAAGGGUCGUCUGACAAAGGGCAUGAACUGGAUGCAACAUCCACAACCCCUUCAUCUUUUGACAAUCUACAUAUUCCAUUAUUCAAGUUGGAAAUUCUAUCAGGAAACAUUGGAUAUCUGCGUUUUGACAGAUUCCCUUCACCUACAGUUUUGAAGGAACUAGAGGAUCAAAUCACAGAGAAGGUCUGGCAACCAGUCAGAGACACAGAAAACCUGAUUAUCGAUCUGCGCUUUAACACCGGAGGAUCCACCGAGGCCUUGCCCAUUCUGCUUUCCUACAUGUUCGACGCCUCAUCAAAUACCCACCUCUUUUCAAUCUACGACAGCAUUCGAAAUGUGACCGUUGAUUUCCACACCCUCCGUGACAUCAUCGGGCCUUCCUAUGGUUCCAGAAAGGGUAUUUAUGUUUUGACUAGCUAUUACACAGCGGAAGCUGGAGAAGAGUUUGCUUACCUGAUGCAGUCCUUGCACAGAGGCACUGUUGUUGGAGAAAUCACUUCUGGAAUGCUCCUUCACUCCAUAACUUUUCCAAUUGAAGAAACAAGCCUUGGAAUUACCGUCCCUGUCAUGAAUUUCAUUGAUAUACAUGGGGAAUGCUGGCUUGGAGGCGGAGUAGUUCCUGAUGCCAUCGUGCUUGCAGAAGAUGCAGUCGAGCGAGCUCAUGAAAUCAUUGCGUUUCACAAGGAUAUUCCGGCUUUGGUGCAAGAAGCUGGAGGUCUUUUGGAAAAACAUUACACUGUACCUGAUGUUGCAGCUAAAGUGAGCAGACAGGUACAGUCAAAACUAAUGGAAGGACUUUAUCGCUCUGUCGUCGAUUAUGAAUCUCUUGCAUCUCAACUCACCGCUGAUCUCCAGGAGACCUCGGGUGAUCACAGACUGCACAUUUUUAACUGUGAAAUUGAGCCAGAAUCCCUUCAAACAGUUCACAAAAUCCCUUCUCCUGAAGAGGUAGGGUUCAUUAUUGAUGCCCUAUUCAAAGUAGAGGUAUUGGCUGGAAAUAUUGGCUAUUUGAGAUCCGACAUGAUGGAAGACAUUCAAGUUCUGCGAGCAAUUGGUCCCGAGCUUGUCAAAGUUGUAUGGAACAAGCUGGUGAACACAGACAUGCUCAUCAUUGAUCUGAGAUAUAACACAGGUGGCUAUUCCACGGCUGUUCCACUACUUUGCACUUAUUUCUUUGAUGCACAACCAUUGAAACACCUUUAUACUAUUUUUGAUCACUCCGAAAGAAAUGCGACAAAGGUUAUGACCCUUCCCCAUGUGCUAGGACAAAGGUACGGCUCUCAUAAAGACAUCUAUAUCCUGACAAGUCACAUAACUGGAUCAGCCGCUGAAGCAUUUGCUAGAACAAUGAAAGACCUGAAAAGGGCCACUAUUAUUGGAGAGCCUACUAUCGGAGGUGCCCUCUCAAGUGGAACAUAUCAAAUUGGGAAUAGCAUCCUGUAUGCUUCCAUUCCCAACCGAGCAGUUUUGAGUGCAGUUUCUGGAAAAGCAUGGAGUGUGUCUGGUGUUGAACCACAUAUAGCAGCUCAAGCAAGUGACGCACUUAAUGUUGCACAGAAAAUAAUUAGCCUCCGUGCUGAAAUCCCAGGGUUGGUUCAAGCGGCAGCCGAACUGGUUGCAGACAACUAUGCAUUUCCGAGCAUCGGGGACUUUGUUGCUGAAAAGCUGAGAGCUGUUGCGGCUAGUGGGGAAUACAACCUGAUCCCCACAAAGAAAGAACUGGAAGCAAAGCUCUCUGCUGACCUCCUAAAACUGUCAGGAGACAAGUGUCUGAAGGCCACCAGCAAUAUCCCCGCACUUUCUCCAAAGAAUCUCACGCCUGAGAUGUUCCUUGAGCUCAUCAAAGUGUCGUUCCACACUGAUGUGUUUGAAAACAACAUCGGUUACCUUCGCUUUGACAUGUUUGGAGACUUUGAACAUGUUGCUAAGAUCAUUGCGGAGCACGUCUGGAAUAAAGUGGUUGAUACUGACGCACUGAUCAUUGAUUUGAGGAACAAUCUUGGUGGGUCCACCUCCUCCAUUGCUGGCUUCUGCUCAUACUUCUUUGACGAAGGCAAGCAGAUUGUGCUCGACCACGUGUACGACAGACCCUCCAAUACCACAAGAGAUCUUCUGACCCUUACACAACUCACUGGCAGGAGAUUCGGCAGCAAAAAGAGUGUGUUAGUCCUCACCAGUGGUGUGACUGCUGGUGCCGCCGAGGAGUUUGUUUUUAUCAUGAAGAGGCUGGGACGUGCAAUGAUUAUUGGAGAGACAACCCAUGGAGGCUGCCACCCCCCAGAGCCCUUCAGUGUUGGUGAAAGCGGCAUCUUUCUAUCUAUCCCAAUCAGCCAUUCAGACACUGCUCAGGGCCCUUCCUGGGAGGGUGCUGGCAUUGCUCCUCACAUUCCAGUGCCCGCUGAUGCCGCCCUCGACACAGCGAAGAGCAUCCUCAAUAAGCAUUUUUCUGGCCAAAAAUAAGUUGUUCUUCAUGGCCUGGUAUGGAAGUCGAAUGAUACUGAAAAUUAGUCAUUUAGAAGGAUGACAUGUAGUGAAGAUACUGUCAUAAUCUGUGUACAGU